GGUUAUUCAGUUAUGGCGUCCAGGAGAUCGGUGGCGCCUUCGAGUCAUUUUAAAAACGCGACUGCUGAUGGUAAAAGCUCCGCAGGUGGGAAUAGCAAAGCUAAGAGCGGAGCUGUUAAGAAAAGCAGCGUCACAUCCAGUGGGACUAUUGUGAAGUCUCGAUACCUGCAAUCUGUUGAAAAGACAAGUCUUUCAAAGAGUAACUCUCUAACCAACGAGUCCAUAGCCAUGUCACCAAGGCGCUCCUCCCCCGUGCCCAGUUGUGUGAAAACAAAGGUAGCCACUCCACCGAGACGCUCGAUGAUCCCCCAGGCUUUACCAACAUGUGGUGAAAAGUCAAUUUCUAGUUUUGUGGAACCAUCAGUAUUGGGGAGAAGUGUCCUGCAGUCCACUUUUUCUGACGGAUAUUGCAUUCGCCCAGAUUUUGACAUUUCAGUCAUUAAAGAUAAAGAAGUGAUUCAAAAUGCAGUUGAACAAGAGAGAAAACCAGAAAGUUGCAAAAGUAUCAUUGAAAUGCAAGCGUUCCUGUUGGUGUACCUCACAGCUAAGAUGGAAAACGGCACUAAGAAACUGAAAGCCACAGCGGAGGCAAGAAUCUUGGAGGUGAUGGAGGAGGAGAUGAGGCUGCAUGAAGAAGUCCAGGAGAAGAAACGGCAGCAUCGCUUAAUGGAAAAGGAUCGACAGAUGCACGAGCUACUAGAUUUACAGAUUGCAGCGUUAACUCCCUUGGCUGCAGCUUCUAAGCAGUUCACAGAGAACUACAAGUCUUUCGCCACAGCUGUUGACACCACCCGACAUUCGCUGCCUGUGAAGAACCUCUACAUCGAGGGUGACAGGAGGGAAUUCCUAGUUAAAGUGGAGUCCCAUCUGAAGGAGAUGGAGGAGAUGCUGGCAGAGUGCAAACAUGGAGAUCAGAGGGACAACAGCAGCUCUCUGGAGUGUCUCCGAGACAUGAAAACCGUUUCUAAAGAUGUCACUCAGCAGCUUGCAGGGGCAUCUUCGGAGCUUUUGGAGCUGUCGUCUCUGGUUUGUCAGCACACGGUCCACAUCCAUCAGGCUUUGGAGGAAGAACACCUCGGUCUGGCCAGAACCCAUGAGCUCUACUGCCCCAAGCCGAGCAGAGGGCAGCUGCAGCACCCGGGGACCAACUCCAGGUCUUCUUUCCACUGCCUUGCUCAGGGGCACAGACAGGAGUAUUAACCCUAACAUGCGUGUCCUUUUGAUGGUGGGAGGAAACAGGAGCACCCGGAGGAAACCCACACAGACACGGGGAGAACAUGCAAACUCCACACAGAAAGGACCUGGGAUGGCCUGGGGUUUGAACCUAGGACCUUCUGGCUGUGAGGCAACAGUGCUAACCACUGAGCCACCAUGCCACCCAAACAAAGGGGAUAUGUCCCUACCACUUUUUGGAUUGUCUAAACUUGUCCCCACCACUAAUUUGUGACUUGGGGAGGAGUCAGCCAGACAUUCCUCCGUCCUCGACUGAGAUGGACGGCAUAGCGGCGCAGCACGUGUCUUUCAAUUCAUUCAUUCAUUCAUUCAUUCAUUCAUCAUCAGCCGCCUCUCUAGGGUCGGGUCGCGAUGGCAGCAAGCUAAGUAGGGCACUCCAGACAUCCCUCUCUCCAGCAACGCCCUCCAGCUCCUCCUGGGGGAUCCCAAGGCGUUCCCAGGCCAGACUGGACAUGUCUUUAGAUUUAAUUGAAGGCAUUAAUCAUUAAUUAUUUUGUUCUUCUACAGUAUUGUUUAUGUUGUUGUUGUUCGUUAAUAAAAAACAUU
Molecule: messenger RNA, 1779 nt
Organism: Lampris incognitus (smalleye Pacific opah)
Lineage: Eukaryota; Metazoa; Chordata; Actinopteri; Lampriformes; Lampridae
Gene: haus8
Product: HAUS augmin like complex subunit 8
Exons: 11
Coding region: 13-1200 (395 amino acids)
Source: RefSeq, a predicted model, not a curated record